AUGGUUAACAAGGCAAGGAAAAUUAAUCACCGUAAAGAGACUGCACAAUUUUGUCGAAAACGAAAGAAGGCGUAUAUGAGCUUUAACGUUGUUCUUAAUACAAACACUCCAGGUGGUGACAAGGAGAGGACCUACCCAAUUGAUAUGAGACUCUAUGAAGAAGCUUACAGUCAUCAAGGAACGGACGGGAUGACGACAAUUACAUUGAUAUGUGUGGCGAUGACAGACGGGAUGUGUUGUGUUGUAGUUGUACAACGACAUAUACAGCGAGUUUGGGUUGGCGAUUUCAUCCGUCUGAGCAGAACUGUUAUUCCGGAGGGUGGUGGUGGCGACUCAAUUCGUUUGAGCAGAACUGUGAUUCCGGACAGUGGUGGUGAUGGAGGUGGUGGUGUAUGGGGCGAUGGCGGCGGCGGGGGCGGCCGUGGUUCAAUCCGCCUGAACUGACAUGUGGUGCCGAGAAAGAGAAAGGCUUUAAUAUUAUCUCACCACAAUGGACAGUGUUUAAUCACGUCAGACUAUAAUAUCUAAUCUAAUACAAUAGACAGACAACAAAUUAGGUAUCAAUGUAUGUAACUAAAGCCUGCAACAACGGUGUUCUUUCUAUGACAAAUAAAGGUAUUAAACUAGCGACUCGAUAUCCUCAAUCGCUGUUUUGAAGUACAAAUUAUAUGAAAUUGAUAUGAAAUUCAAGAAUACAA
Molecule: messenger RNA, 698 nt
Organism: Pecten maximus
Lineage: Eukaryota; Metazoa; Mollusca; Bivalvia; Pectinida; Pectinidae
Exons: 4
Coding region: 1-444 (147 amino acids)
Source: RefSeq, a predicted model, not a curated record